Molecule: messenger RNA, 699 nt
Organism: Trichomonas vaginalis G3
Lineage: Eukaryota; Parabasalia; Trichomonadida; Trichomonadidae
Product: protein of unknown function, DUF4106 family
Exons: 1
Coding region: 1-699 (232 amino acids)
Source: RefSeq, a predicted model, not a curated record
AUGGAAGUCAAUGGUGAACCAGAUAUAGCUGGUAUUUUCAGCGCGGCUUUAAUGCCAUUGAAAGAUAUGAAACAUGCAGAUAUUUUGGACCAGUAUGAAAUGAACAUGGCUGAUGGAAAUAUAACACCUGACGUUCUAAAACAUUUAUCUCAAAGAACUACACAGAACCAUAGAGAUGGUAUAUUUGGUGAAGAGUUUAGAAAGAAAGUUAGGGAGGGCGAAGGAAGAGAACCUAUUGUACAUGACCUUGCAAACGAAAGUUUACAAAAUGUCAUAAAAACUUACUUUGCAGACAAUGAAAUGAGAAGGGAUGAAUAUUUAAGAAAACUCAAAUGGACAGUACCAAAUGAAAUGUUAGUAUUGAAAAACAUGUUCCUUGACAAAAUAAAACCAACUACAGAAAUAAACGACGCAAGACUGAAAGAUUGGGUAAAAGCUUUCCCAUUCACAAAAGAUAUAGUUGGUAACAUGGAAAGAAAACCAGAAUGGCUACAAAAACAUAUAUUUGGAAACGAGCUUAUUCCAUAUGGACAGGCACUGUUUGAAGAGCUUGAACCAGAAACUCAGGAAAGAGUCAUGCAAACAAUACGCAAAGACUCAAAUACAGACUAUGACAAACUCUUUCUAGGAUAUAGGUUACCUGAGAUGGGCGACCAGAGCCAAAAGCAAAAAGGACAUGGGAAAUUUGCAACAUACUAG